Messenger RNA from Galendromus occidentalis (western predatory mite), 1122 nucleotides. It is a transcript of the gene mRpL4, whose product is annotated as mitochondrial ribosomal protein L4. NCBI's taxonomy places the organism in Eukaryota, Metazoa, Arthropoda, Arachnida, Mesostigmata, Phytoseiidae. The record is from RefSeq and is a predicted model, not a curated record. Gene Ontology annotation, molecular function: structural constituent of ribosome. The transcript has 6 exons. Gene Ontology annotation, biological process: translation. Gene Ontology annotation, cellular component: ribosome. Bases 59 to 994 code for a protein of 311 amino acids.
CGACGACGACGAGCAGCAGCGAGCACCGCUCGCUCGCAGGCUGCCGUUCUCUAUAAACAUGGCAUCAAACGUGAUAGGGAGGCUCGCGCGGCUGAGUCUUUCCUCCGUCAGGACCGACAGAAAUGUUUUCAGAUACUCGACUACUGCGGUGUCGGAGACUUCCCUCGAGAGCUCGGCGAGCGAACCGGUGAGCGUACCUCCCGAGGACGCUUCCGUUUUCGGAGACGUGGACUCGUGUACCCUAUUGUACCAGGAUGCGUUAGAAUCUUGGGUGGAGACGUUGAAGGUGAAAGAGAUCGCCUCAAAAGUCGGAACUACGUACCUUCAUCCUGACGUUUUCGGUGCCUUUCCGAGGACGGAUUUAUUGCACUGGAAUUGUUACUGGCAGAAAAUGUAUCGACGCAUUGAUUGGGGCUCUGCGAAAUGCACUUUUGAAAUGAAAGGCGGAGGUCGUAAGCCCUGGCCGCAGAAAGGUAUGGGCAAAGCGCGUCACGGCUCGAUACGAUCACCCCUGUGGCACAAGGGUGGCAAAGCCUUAGGCCCGCGAGGUCCGACGUCGUACUACUUCAUGCUACCCUACACGAAACGAGUCCACGGACUGCAGGCGGCUCUCUCAUGCAAAUUCGCCCAGAAUGAUCUCCGUAUCGUCGACAGCCUCGACUCUCUACCGACAGACGAUCCGAAGUUCCUCGAGGAUCUCUGCGAGCAGCGGUAUUGGGGGCCUUCGGUACUCUUCGUGCAUGAAGACGAGCUAGCACCGCGGAAUCUGACAAUGGCCUGCGACUCCGUCGGCCACCUGAACAUAAUGCCGGUUUUCGGACUCAAUGUCUAUUCUAUGUUGAAGCACGAGACCGUGGUGCUAUCGUUGAAAUCUUGCGAGAUGAUACAGGAACGAAUCAUAUACGCUCUGAGGAGGUCUGAUGCCCAUCUAGUAGACUCCAAGUACAAAGUCAGACCCAUUAUCGAACGGACAGAGCAGCCACGCCCUCUCUGAAAGCGGCUCUUGUCGCCGAAUAGACCGCUCGAGAGGGAGGAAGUCCUCCCGCGACCAUGAAGUUCGCGAAGCGUACGAUGAUGUCGUCACGCGUGAUAGCUUACAAUAAAAUCCAGCUCUGCGGAAAC